This is a messenger RNA of Cuscuta campestris, 2682 nucleotides long. Lineage: Eukaryota; Viridiplantae; Streptophyta; Magnoliopsida; Solanales; Convolvulaceae. The record is from the annotation of a GenBank genome assembly.
CCCAACCUUGCUCCCUCACGUCCAUCAUAACCUCUCCAGUGGCAACAUAUAAGUUUUGUAUUGAUAUUUUGGUCAAAGUUUUGACCUAGAAACUCAAGAAAACUUAUGGGGUGUAAUGUGUAAUUACGGGGGCUAGGGGGUCGUGAGCAGACGAAGCCAGGGUGAAAUGAUGGAAGAGGAAGUUCUUUUAUCUAUUCCCAGCUUGGCCAACUUGGACCAACUGCAUUCCAUAUAAAUGGGGGCGUGCCCAUAAAAAUCCUUAGCCAGGCAUUCAAUUCCUCGACCGUUUCUAUUUCUUCAUAUUAUUUCUUUUGGCCAUUCGGAUAAACCAGUAGCUGUUUUUGUCAAGGAUUCCUUCCAAGCAGAUAGUGAGGAGAUCAAUGGGGGUGUUGGUGAAAUGUGCAAAACCAAAGAUGGGAUUUGUGCCAUUAUGGCUGCUGUGCUUCAUCGUCGUGUAUGGGGUUUCCGAGGGGGCAGAGUACAUGAAGUAUAGGGACCCCCGGCAGCCUGUGGGUGUAAGAAUCAAUGACUUGAUGAAGAGGAUGACCCUUGAGGAGAAGAUUGGCCAAAUGACUCAGAUUGAGAGGAAAGUUGCAACAUCUGAUGUUAUACAGAGACAUUUCAUAGGGAGUCUUUUGAGUGGUGGAGGGAGUGUGCCAGCACCCAAGGCCACAGCCGAGGAAUGGAUUAACAUGGUUAACGGCUUUCAAAGAGCGGCUCUCUCCACCCGCCUUGCCAUUCCUAUGGUUUAUGGAAUUGAUGCCGUUCACGGCAACAAUAACGCUUACAAGGCCACCAUUUUCCCUCACAACAUUGGACUUGGUGCUACCAGAGGCAAUGCCUCCGCCUCCAUUGGGGCUCGAACCUGGGUGAACUUCCCCAAUGUUUCUUACCACUCAAGUCAGGAGAGAAGAUCAGGAGAGAAGCUAAUGGUUCUUGAAACUGUGCAUUUUUUGUUUGUUGGCAGGGAUCCGGAAUUGGUGAAAAGGAUUGGAGCUGCAACUGCACUUGAAGUUAGAGCUACUGGAAUAAAUUAUGCUUUUGCUCCCUGCAUUGCAGUAUGUAGAGAUCCCCGAUGGGGCCGUUGUUAUGAAAGCUACAGCGAAGAUCAUGAAAUCGUGCAAAUGAUGACUGAGAUCAUACCUGGUUUACAAGGAGACCCCCCUGCUAAUUCCUCCGGUUUUCCAUUCGUUGCAGGAAAGACAAAAGUUUUAGGGUGUGCCAAGCAUUUUGUUGGGGAUGGGGGUACGGACAAGGGUGUCGACGAGAGCAACACCAUAAUCGACAUGAAUGGUUUGCUUAGCAUUCACAUGCCAGCGUACAACGACUCAAUCCGGAAGGGUGUUGCAACUGUUAUGGUUUCAUACUCAAGCUGGAACGGCGAGAAGAUGCACGCUAAUCGCGACCUAAUAACCGGGUUCCUCAAGAACAAGCUCAAGUUCAAGGGAUUUGUCAUUUCAGACUGGGGAGGGCUUGACAGGAUCACUACUCCCUCUCAUGCUAACUACUCUUACUCUGUUCAAGCUGGAAUUCUUGCAGGAAUUGACAUGGUAAUGGUGCCGUUGGACUAUGAAGAGUUCAUUGAAGAUUUAACUUCCCUGGUGAAGAAGAAGGCCAUCCCAAUGAGUAGGAUUGAUGAUGCAGUCACAAGAAUAUUAAGGGUUAAGUUUGUGAUGGGCCUCUUUGAGGACCCGAUGGUCGAUCUCGGCAUGGCAACCCAUCUGGGCAGCCAGGAACACAGAGAGCUGGCUAGGGAAGCUGUGAGGAAAUCCCUUGUGCUUCUAAAGAAUGGCAAAUUGGCUAACCAGCCAUUGUUGCCCCUUCCUAAGAAAGCCCCAAAGAUCCUUGUGGCUGGGACCCACGCUCACAAUCUUGGGUAUCAAUGUGGAGGCUGGACCAUUGAAUGGCAGGGCAUUGGCGGCAAUGAUCUUACACAUGGAACCACCAUUUUAUCUGCCGUGAAGAACGCCGUCGAUCCAUCUACAGAAGUGGUCUAUCAAGAAAACCCGGAAUCUGAGUUCCUCGAAUCCAACCAAUUCUCGUACGCCAUUGUUGUUGUGGGUGAGACCCCGUACACGGAGUUUCUGGGGGACAGCACGAACCUCACCGUGGCCGAACCUGGAGGAAGCGUCAUCGAUACUGUCUGCGCCGCCGUCAAAUGCGUCGUGGUCGUGGUCUCCGGCCGGCCUGUGGUGAUGGAGCCGUAUGUGGCGAAGAUUGAUGCGCUUGUUGCAGCUUGGCUGCCGGGAAGUGAAGGGCAGGGCGUGGCCGAUGCCCUGUUUGGGGAUUACGGAUUCGCCGGAAAACUUGCCCGGACAUGGUUCAGGUCAGUCGAUCAGCUUCCGAUGAACGUCGGCGACCCUAAUUAUGAUCCUCUCUUCCCGUUUGGGUUUGGCCUAACAACUGAACCCGUGACGAUGAUUCAAGAACCAUCAGGAUGGUUUUCAGCCAUAAGACUUCCGUCCAUUUGAUUUGGCUAAGGAGUAAUUUAAUUGGUCCUGAUUUAUUUCGAAUAUGUAUCACAAGAAAUAAUUGUUUAUGAUGGGUUGUGUUAGUCUCAUCUCAUUUUGUGUCAUAUUUUGUACCUUAAAGAUUUGUCCUUAUACAAAAUGCAAGUGCAACAUUGACAUAAUAUUAAUUUUGCACUUAUAUUUAAUGUCAAGAUAAAUACUUAAGGUUGGU